Messenger RNA from Chrysoperla carnea, 1034 nucleotides. Its product is annotated as trypsin-like. The coding region runs from base 45 to 1034 and encodes 329 amino acids. The transcript is spliced from 6 exons. Gene Ontology annotation, molecular function: serine-type endopeptidase activity. Lineage: Eukaryota; Metazoa; Arthropoda; Insecta; Neuroptera; Chrysopidae. Gene Ontology annotation, biological process: proteolysis. The record is from RefSeq and is a predicted model, not a curated record.
UUUUCUGUGUGCUAAAGUCGUAAUAUUUGUAAUUCAAGUGAAAAAUGUUUGCGCAUGGAAAAUUUUACUUUUCAUUAAUUGUAUUCACAAUCUUAGCGUCUCAAAACGUUAGCGGUAAAAUAAGGAAUUAUGGUGACGAAAAUGACAGUGAUUAUAAAGAAAAUCGUGGAUAUGCCGUUGGCAAUAAACCUUAUAUUAUUAAGGGAACAGAUGCUUCCAUCGAAGAAUUUCCAUACGUGGUAUUUCUAACUCAAAUUAAUCCUGACGGUCAAGGGAUUGAAAGCUCCAGAUAUGGUUGUACUGGUGUCAUAUUGACGUCAACUGUUAUCCUGACAACUGCAAUAUGUCUUGAACAUGGUGAUGAUAAUGAUUUCGCGGAGGAGAGAACUUUACAAUUUACGAAUGCAUACAUUAAAGCUGGAGUGACAAACCGUGAUGAUCCCAGAGCAAAAAAAAUUUACUUUGCAAGAGGAAUUCUUCAUGAUAAAUAUAGCUAUGAUCAGGACUACAUGCAAUAUAACAUAGCGUUAUUGAAGCUGAACAGACCGCUAUGCAGAUCCAAAACCAUACAACCUUUAAAGUUUGCAACUGAAGACGAUUUUGAACAAGCGAAUAAAGUUGGAACAGUUGUUGGUUGGGGUUGGAAGACAGCGAACGCUAACUCUCUCUCAAACACGUUACAACAAAUUCAAAUGAAAAGUGUGCCAGUUGAUCAAUGUGAUGAAGAAACAGGCAAGUUUGUGAACGAACAUUCGUUUUGUGUCAAGGAUUUGAAUGAUACAUUUCAGGGAGGAAUAUGUGAUGGUGAUUCUGGAACACCGUUUAUAGUAAACAACAAAGUAUAUGCGAUUGGAACAACCAUUGCUAAGGGAUGUAAAUCCGCAGAUUAUUUUGUAAGAGUAGCAGACCAUGAAAUUAAAUCUUGGAUAAAAGAUAAAUGUUGGGAACUACAUAACGAAAUGCGAAUGAAGAAAAGUCCAAAUCGUCCAAAUCGAUUUUUACUAGAAAAGAAUGGUAGUCACUCUGUACCAUAA